CGUAACAAAGAACGGAAAUCAUGGCAGAAGGAAUAGCUGUGGAGAACGCCCAACCAGCUUCUGAAGUGAGCGCUUCUAUAAGACAAGAGAACAUGAUACAGGAAACUCCUACAAAAGAGUCCGCGACAUCAAAUUCGACGGCUGAAUACGACAACGCGUCAUCAGAUUCUUCACAAUUUGUUGAAGCCGAAAAUGAACCAUCAGAGCCGAAUGAAGAACAGCCUGUUGCAAGUGAAGAGCAGGUGGAACCUGUUCCAAAAAUCAUUCGUCGCCGUCUGAAUGGUUAUGUUGGUUUUUCCAGUUUACCAAAUCAAUGGCAUCGACGUUGCGUGCGUAAAGGUUUCUCUUUCAAUGUGAUGCUUCUCGGUGAAUCUGGCUCCGGAAAGGCCACUCUUGUCAACAUGCUAUUGAACCAGGACCUUUAUGAAAAGUGCUCCACUCCUUACCUUGACGAUGAUGCAUUCAAUGAAGAUACCAACCAGGCACCUUGCGUGAAUAUUGAAAAACGACAAACGGAAGUUGUGGAAAAUGGAGUUAAGCUACGGUUGGAAGUUUUAAAUGUCCAAGGCUUUGGUGACUAUAUCAACAACGGAGACUGCUGGCAGCCCGUUGUGAAAGAGAUUGAGUCAAGAUUUGACGACUAUCUGGACGCGGAGAAACGACUUCCUCGUUCGGCCAUUGAGGAUAAUCGUAUACAUGCAUGCAUAUUUUUUAUUCAACCGACUGGUCACUGUUUGAGCCAGCUUGAGUUGGAGACGUUGAAAACCUUGAGCGACAAGGUCAACUUGAUUCCCAUUAUUUGCAAAGCAGACUUAAUGACUGAUGAAGAAGUUAACGUUACGAAGGAAAGAAUUUUACGAGAGUUUCAAAAAGAAGGCAUCAAAAUAUUCGUUCCUCCAAACUAUGAAACGGAUGAUGAUGAGACGAAGGCUGAAAAUGCCGAGAUCAUUAGUCGUAUUCCCUUUGCUGUUGUCGCCUCAACAGAUGUAAUUGAGCGACCCGACGGACACAAGGUUCGUGGACGCUCAUAUCCCUGGGGUAUUGUUGAGGUUGAUAAUGAAGAUCAUUCUGAUUUUUGCAAAUUGAGACAAAUGCUCAUUCGUACACACCUGGAGGAACUUAAGGAGAAGACGCAUGUUUUAUAUGAGAAUUAUAGAACAGAACUUCUUCUGAGUAGGGGUAUAUCUCAAGAUGUUACUGUAUUCCGCGAGAUAAAUCCUAAUGCCAAGUUGGAAGAAGAAAAGGCAUUGCAUGAGGAGAAACUACGCAAUAUGACUAAAGAAAUGAAGGCGAUUUUUGCCCAGAAGGUUGCUGAAAAGGAAGAACGCUUGAAACAAUCAGAGCGUGAACUUUAUGAUAGACAUCAUGAAAUGAAGAUGGCUCUUGAAGCACAAAAAACUGAACUUAUGGAACGCAAAGCACGGUUAGUGAAAGGCACUAAAGCGACCCACGAUCAUGAGAAGCCGAAAAAGAGAUUCUUUAAGUGAGCACUUUAUGAUUAUAUUGUAUUGUCAUAUAGUACAUUUUUGCUUCUCGGGUCUAUCGCAAUUUACGUUAACAUUUUGUUUAUACUAAUGAAAUAUAAUAAUAUGCAUGCUAAAGGUCUUGAUCCUA
Schizosaccharomyces japonicus yFS275 is the source of this 1614-nucleotide messenger RNA. RefSeq names its product septin Spn1. Gene Ontology annotation, cellular component: cell division site; mitotic actomyosin contractile ring, proximal layer; medial cortex septin ring. NCBI's taxonomy places the organism in Eukaryota, Fungi, Ascomycota, Schizosaccharomycetes, Schizosaccharomycetales, Schizosaccharomycetaceae. Gene Ontology annotation, biological process: mitotic cytokinesis; exocyst localization. The transcript has 4 exons. Gene Ontology annotation, molecular function: GTP binding. The coding region runs from base 21 to 1487 and encodes 488 amino acids. The record is from RefSeq and is a predicted model, not a curated record.